CGCGCCCAUUCGCCUCUGCCGCCACCUCAGUUCACCCUCAACAAUUACGAUUCCUCGCGACCACACCUGCUCGCCGACAGGCUGAGCCAGUCUCGAGCAAUGUCAUCCACCCGCACACAGGCACACGCCUCAUUCCAGUGGACCCAACAUUCGGCCACCCAGUCGACCCCAGCAAGAUGAACUUCAACGCAGUUGACGAUGCUGCGGGCACACCAGAAGAGCGGAAGAUUCGUCACUACACCGUGAACUUUGGUCCUCAACAUCCUGCUGCUCACGGAGUGCUUCGUCUGAUUCUUGAGCUAAACGGAGAGGAAAUCGUGCGCGCUGAUCCCCACGUUGGAUUGUUGCACCGCGGCACGGAGAAGUUGAUCGAGUACAAGACCUACCUUCAAGCUCUUCCCUACUUCGACCGUCUGGACUAUGUUAGCAUGAUGACGAACGAGCAAUGUUUCUCGCUUGCUGUGGAGAAGCUCUUGAACAUCGAGGUCCCUGAGCGUGCGAAGUGGAUUCGAACACUUUUCGGCGAGAUUACCCGAAUUUUGAACCAUCUCAUGUCGGUCCUGUCACACGCAAUGGAUGUCGGCGCUCUCACACCAUUCUUGUGGGGUUUUGAGGAGCGAGAGAAGCUCAUGGAAUUCUACGAACGUGUAUCUGGUGCCCGUCUCCAUGCUGCCUACGUUCGCCCUGGAGGUGUAUCGCAGGAUCUUCCCAUUGGUCUAUUGGACGACAUUUACCAGUGGGCAACACAAUUCGGCGACCGCAUCGACGAGACCGAGGAAAUGCUUACAGACAACCGUAUCUGGAUCGGCCGAACCAAGGGCGUUGGUGUUGUUAGCGCCGCUGAUGCAUUGAACUAUUCCUUCUCCGGUGUCAUGCUUCGUGGUUCUGGUAUCCCAUGGGAUAUCCGAAAGUCGCAGCCAUACGACGCGUACGACCAGGUCGAAUUCGACGUCCCAGUCGGUAUCAACGGUGACUGCUAUGAUCGCUACCUGUGCCGGAUGGAGGAGUUCCGCCAGUCUCUCCGCAUUAUCCACCAGUGUUUGAACAAGAUGCCCGCUGGUCCCGUCAAGGUCGAGGACUACAAGGUAUCUCCACCACCGCGUGCCGCCAUGAAGGAGAACAUGGAGGCUCUGAUCCACCACUUCCUGCUCUACAGCAAGGGCUACACAGUGCCUCCGGGCGAGACCUACAGUGCGAUUGAGGCGCCAAAGGGUGAGAUGGGUGUCUUUGUCGUCAGUGACGGCAGCGAGCGUCCUUACCGAUGCAAGAUCCGCGCCCCUGGUUUCGCUCACCUGUCAUGUUUCGACCAAGUUUCCCGCGGCCACUUGUUGGCCGAUGCUGUCGCCGUCAUCGGCACCAUGGAUCUCGUAUUCGGUGAGGUCGACCGGUAGCGGGAUAUUGGGGAAGGAAAGGGAAAAUAGUAAUUCGAUUUGUAAAUAUGCUAUUUGUACAAUCGCGUCGGCGUUCCUGGCAAUAGACAUUCGCAAUCUGAGCAGUCAUAAGGAGACUAGGUG
Dissoconium aciculare CBS 342.82 is the source of this 1514-nucleotide messenger RNA. RefSeq names its product NADH dehydrogenase I, D subunit. Gene Ontology annotation, molecular function: NAD binding; NADH dehydrogenase (ubiquinone) activity; quinone binding. Bases 177 to 1391 code for a protein of 404 amino acids. The record is from RefSeq and is a predicted model, not a curated record. Lineage: Eukaryota; Fungi; Ascomycota; Dothideomycetes; Mycosphaerellales; Dissoconiaceae. The transcript is spliced from 2 exons. Gene Ontology annotation, biological process: mitochondrial electron transport, NADH to ubiquinone.